Molecule: messenger RNA, 408 nt
Organism: Pipistrellus nathusii (Nathusius's pipistrelle)
Lineage: Eukaryota; Metazoa; Chordata; Mammalia; Chiroptera; Vespertilionidae
Source: the annotation of a GenBank genome assembly
AUGCCCGUCGACUUCACCGGGUACUGGAAGAUGCUGGCCAACGAGAAUUUCGAGGAGUACCUGCGCGCGCUCGACGUCAAUGUGGCCUUGCGCAAAAUCGCCAACUUGCUGAAGCCAGACAAAGAGAUCGUGCAGGACGGCGACCACAUGAUCAUCCGCACGCUGAGCACUUUCAGAAACUACAUCAUGGACUUCCAGAUUGGGAAGGAGUUUGAGGAGGACCUGACGGGCAUAGAUGACCGCAAGUGCAUGACCACGGUGAGCUGGGACGGGGACAAGCUCCUGUGCGUGCAGAAGGGUGAGAAGGAAGGACGCGGCUGGACCCAGUGGAUUGAGGGUGACGAGCUGCACCUGGAGAUGAGAGCGGAGGGUGUGGUCUGCAAGCAAGUGUUCAAGAAGGUGCACUGA